AUGUCAUCCAAAUUUGAGACCGUUCCUUUCAAAAAACUAUCAAAAUAUGAUAGCUCCAAGAAUUGGAUCCAUCUUCCCUAUCGAUCUAAUCUUUCUAUCACGUUCAAUAUGCCGAUAGCUAAUGAUUGUAAUCCGGGAUGUCUACUAAUUAAAAUCACCUGGAAAGCAGAGGAUUUAGAAAGAUUAACAUUUGAGCAUAAUGAAGCAUGCAAGGUAUAUAAAAAGUAUCCUUUGAUUGCCAUAAAGUAUACUCCUAUAAGUGGCAUCCGUAAGAAAUUCCAAAUGGGAUUUAGUUCAAGGAAGGAUUUCGAAAGAAGCCUUCAGUGUUUUAAUUCAUGGGGAAUUAUAGUGAAAGACUUGGAGAAUCGUGAUAUAAACUUAUUGGAAAUGUCGCAAUUCUCAACUGAUCCUGAUUUGGGUUUUUCUCAGCAAUUUGAUAUGAGCUUUCUUCAGGAAGUUUCAGGUUCUCAACAGAUUAUGGAUACAUCAAAUUCCUUCUGCGACGAUAAUACUCAGAGAACCUCUAAUUUUCAUGAGAAUAUCAACCUGACACCCUCUACACUGUUUCUGGAUUACGAAGCUCAAAGAAACUCCAGCGGAGAAGUUGCUGACAGCGUUAUUAAACAGAUAAACAUCCGAUUGGAGGAUUCCAACUUCAUUAAAAUGGUAAGAAAUGCUGCAGAAAGAAUUAAAAAAAAACUUGAAAAGAAGUACUAA
Molecule: messenger RNA, 717 nt
Organism: Brettanomyces nanus
Lineage: Eukaryota; Fungi; Ascomycota; Pichiomycetes; Pichiales; Pichiaceae
Exons: 1
Coding region: 1-717 (238 amino acids)
Biological process (GO): reciprocal meiotic recombination
Source: RefSeq, a predicted model, not a curated record